Messenger RNA from Fukomys damarensis (Damara mole-rat), 1300 nucleotides. Its product is annotated as transcription elongation factor A protein-like 3. The coding region runs from base 463 to 1065 and encodes 200 amino acids. The record is from RefSeq and is a predicted model, not a curated record. NCBI's taxonomy places the organism in Eukaryota, Metazoa, Chordata, Mammalia, Rodentia, Bathyergidae. The transcript has 3 exons.
CGGAACUGCCAUCACAGUGAAAACAGGCAUCUCUGAGGGAUGAUAUGGGAAGGUGCUCUGGGGCAAAGCACCUGAAGCCAAGAAGCCUAACCCUCCUCCUCUGCUUUGUGAUGCCACUCCCCUUUGUGAGUCUCCAACUAUCCUCAGGCCCCCAGUUCCCACAGGAUAGGUGGGAGACUAAGGUGGGUGUGGGGGAUCUCAAGAUCCGGUGACGCAGUGCUCACAUGACUAGCUUGGCGACUACGUGGGAACCAGCCCCCGCGCCGGCCAACCCUGCAGUCUGGUCCUAGACCCCGCGCCCACGAGUUCCCUGAGCUUCCUGAGCUACCGAAGUCUGAAGAGGCACAGGCCACUCCGGUUUUUGCAGGUCUGCGCAUUUUUUGUGGCCAGCGCUCUGUGAAGACUGAAAAGAAGGAGCCACCUGCCCAGGAUCCCUACAGGAACAGGAAGGGAAAUCUCAACAUGAAAAAGCUCUGCAGUGAAAAUGAAGGAAAGCCAGAAAAGGAGGGAAAGGCAGAAGACAAAAUAGAGCCUGAAGAUGGAGGGAAGACCGAAAAGGAAGAAAAGCCUGACCAUGAGGGGAAGCCAGCACCUGAGGGGAAGCGAGAGGGUGAAGGAGAGCAAGAUGCUGAGAGACCAGGGGAAGAUGAGGGCAAGGCUAAAAUACAGAACAAGUUGGGGGAUGAGAGCAAGCCACAGGGUGAGGGUCUGCUAGAGUCCCAGGCACAGCCAGCCAGCAAGCAGUUGCCUGCUGAAAAGCACCUGGCAGAAGGUUAUGUGCCCCGCAAAGCAAAAAGAAAAACUGAUAGGGGGACUGAGGAUUCCCCCAAAGACUCUCAGGAGAAUUUACAGGACAGCCACUUGAGCAGGGAGGAGAUGAUGAGAGAGUUCACAGAUGUGUCAAAGGGUCAGGAAGAACUAAGGAAAAAACAGAGGAUAAAUAAUUUUUACUGGAUGCAAAGAGAGCUGUUGGAUGCCUACCCCCCAAGGGGCCCAAGAGGUGUGCGGGGAAUGAGGGGUGGAGGUAAGGGCCAAAGAGGCUUGCCAGAUAUCCCAUACCUUUAAUGCCUUUGGCCUUCUAUUCUGAAUUCUCUGAUGAGAAUACUGCUGGCCCUGCUUCCCUUGGUAGAUACUUGCCAGGUCCUGUACUUUAACCUUAAGCUGAUACUUUGCUUCAGGUGUCGCUGUCCUUCCCACCUACUGCAUUUUGUCUUUUAGUACUGGAUUUUCUCCCAUGUGCAUGGAAGAGAUGUCUAUGGUAUGUUGUAAAAUAACAAUAAAAAAGCAGUUUGCAGAACCA